AGUCACGCUCACUCUCCACUCCCCCAUCCUCAUCUCGCGGGAAACCCAGCCAGCCCAAGAAACCGGCCACGAGUCUCUCUCCCUCUCCCUCACUCUCUCUCUCUCUCUCUCUCUCUCCCUCUCCGUCCGUCCGGACGGAGCAAGAGCGAACAAGGCCGCGAGACUGACGGCCGGCCGGCUUCCAAACCGGGAUUCGAUCUUGAUUCUUGUUUCCUGCAGGAGCCUAGCGGAGCUGACGGGCCGCCAGCCAGACCAGAGUCUGUGUGGAUUUCGUUUCGUCCCGCUGGUUAAUGCUUUCCCGAAUUGCUCGUCCGCCUCGCCACCGCUGGGGCCGCCGCUGUCCUCCUCCCCACUGCCGGCGAUUACUUCUUGCCUAAUUUGCGCAGCCCCCCGGCGCGCUGUUGCCUGCUAGCCCCGCAAGGCCGCAAUCCAUCGCCCGCUCGUCGGCCGCCGCUCGAUCGGUCGGUCGGUCGGUCAGUCAAUCCCGGCCCCUGGAUUGGAGUUCCCCCGGGACGGGGCCCAUGCCGACGGGUUUGGUCGCGCAUUUAUAGCCCCCCUCCCUCCCCUCCUCGCUCCCUGGGCGAGCGAGAUUGAUCCUCCUCCCUGCCCUCGCGCCGCAAGUAUCUGACAGGCGCGCUGAUUUGGGGGGGAUGGGCUGCUUCGGGUGCUUCGCCCCGGCGGCGCGCCGAGGGGCCGGCGACCUCAAGCCCUCCAAGCUCGCCCACCACUGCACCGACGACGACUCAGUCGCGGACGCGCAGAGGAAGGUGGCGCCGGACGUGGGGAGCGGCUGCGCGCACAGCUUCACCUUCAAGGAUCUGCUCGUCGCCACCGGCUACUUCAACGAGGGCAAUUUCAUCGGCGAGGGCGGCUUCGGCAAGGUGUACAAGGGCAAGAUCUCCAAGACCAACUCGCAGGGCGCUUCCGAUGCGCAGAUGGUGGCGGUGAAGCAGCUGGCGCGGGAGAGCGUGCAGGGCAGGAAGGAGUUCCUGGUGGAGGUGCUGAUGCUCACGGUGCUCAGCCACCCCAACCUCGUCAGCCUCGUCGGCUUCUGCGCGCAGGGGGACGAGCGGCUGCUGGUCUACGAGUACAUGCCCUUCGGCAGCCUCGAGAGCCACCUCUUUGAUGUGCCUCAUGGCAAGCCACCACUCGACUGGAAUACACGAGUGAAGAUAGCUGUUGGGGUAGCAGAAGGGCUCUCAUACCUGCACAACGUGGCAGACCCACCGAUCAUUUACCGCGACAUGAAAGCUGCCAACAUUCUGCUGGAUGAGGACUUCAGCCCGAAGCUCUCCGAUUUUGGACUGGCAAAAGUUGGGCCCGUUGGUGACAGGACUCAUGUGUCUACCAGGGUCAUGGGCACCUAUGGAUACUGCGCUCCUGAUUACGUGGUGAGUGGCAAGCUUACCAUGAAAUCCGACAUCUACAGCUUUGGUGUUCUUCUGUUGGAGCUGAUCACCGGGAGGAGGAUCUAUGAUGCUUCGAGGCCUAAGCCAGAGCAGAGUUUGCUAACAUGGUCAAGACCAUUUAUGCAUGACAAGAGGAAAUUCCACCGGCUGGCCGACCCAGCGCUCCGCGGCAGCUACCCGCCGUCGGCGCUCAACCAGCUGGUGGUGAUCAGCAUCAUGUGCCUGCAGGACCAGCCCCACGUCCGCCCCAUUAUGGCAGACGUCGCGAUAGGCCUGAACCAUGUCGCCAGCCAGCCCUAUGCUUCCCUGGCCUCCAUGGGCUCCCCGGCAUACAGCGGCUCACCGCAGUACAGCCGCACGCCGUCCAGGCGGCGAGGAGGCGGCGGCGGCAGCAGGAGGGUCUCGCAGUACGCGUCCUAGCCUCCUAUAGGCCUCACUGGGCCUGGCGAGAGAGAUGAGUGCGGUCGGUAGGUCGUUGAACAACCUGAAACUGUCGAAAUGUCAUAGAGUCGCGGCAGAGGGCUGUAUGAGAGAGAAACUGUUGAAAUGUCAUAGAGUUGCAGCUGACUGUGUGUGUGUGACUGUUGGUUUUUUUCGUUUUUUCGUGUUGUCGGUUGGUUCUAGCAGCUUCAUAAAUUGUGUGGCGAUUUUGUACAUAUGAUCAGUCAUGCGUAUUGGUCACUCCUGGGAUGACAGGGAAACAGCAAUGUAUUUGCUGUUUGGAUUUUUGGUCA
This is a messenger RNA of Aegilops tauschii subsp. strangulata, 2143 nucleotides long. Its product is annotated as probable serine/threonine-protein kinase PBL21. The record is from RefSeq and is a predicted model, not a curated record. Gene Ontology annotation, biological process: protein phosphorylation. Lineage: Eukaryota; Viridiplantae; Streptophyta; Magnoliopsida; Poales; Poaceae. Gene Ontology annotation, molecular function: ATP binding; protein kinase activity.